Aspergillus caelatus is the source of this 2277-nucleotide messenger RNA. Its product is annotated as iron-containing redox enzyme family protein. The coding region runs from base 1 to 2277 and encodes 758 amino acids. The transcript has 3 exons. The record is from RefSeq and is a predicted model, not a curated record. NCBI's taxonomy places the organism in Eukaryota, Fungi, Ascomycota, Eurotiomycetes, Eurotiales, Aspergillaceae.
AUGGGGCUACUGUCGUACUGGGGUUCUCAUGGCACCUGCUCUGGCAGCCUAGGGAGCAUUGCCGUUCGAAUUGGGACGCCUUCAGAUGAAUGCCAAACCGUACGAGCGCUUGCUAUGAACUUACAACUUUUCGAUGUUCCGCUAUUGCGGAUUUGGCUCCCUAAAAUCGCAUUAUUCCUCUUCUUUUGUUCUGGUUUGCUGCUUACAAGACAUUGGAGAGGAUGGAAACUUGAUAUUACAACAUAUACAGUAAAUAACAGAAAACAUGUCAAGGGUAUAUCACAACGACCUACCUAUCGAACGGGCGGGAAUACUAUCGACUAUCGAUCUCUUUACUAUAAGCUCCAGAAUAUCGAAGAGCACCAAGAUAUACUCCCAGGAGCUCGGGACCUACUGAUUUCCUUGCUUGCGGACGCAAUUAAAUCAAUGGUGUACGACAAAGAUCAAGGCCAAGGGAUGCUCGGAAUACGAUCAUACACUGAUGAAAAGCUUUUCUCGUUUGUCCGGACAAGUCACCAAGGAGUAGAAGACUCCUAUCAGAGAUACAUCCAAAAAAGGAGGACUGGGAGUCCACGGGUACUGGUGCCAAGUCGAGAGCACGCCGCUGAGGUUCUGAGGCGGCUCGCACCACUUAAAUUGGUGGAUGGAGCCUGGCUAGGUCAUAUACAUGAUAUCAAUACGCCUUUCGCACACAGACACGUCACGAAGUAUUUAUGGCAGAUUCUCUCUGAGGAGCUCGGGGAUGGAGUAUUAAGCCUUCAUCAUACCUACGUCUAUAAUGAAUUGCUGAAGGAUCUGGACGUGAAAUUACCGGAACCGUAUGAGCGGGAUUUUGGUGCUGAAAUACGCAACACAAACGACAUACGGGUUUUUAAAGCGGCAGUAGUACAACUACUCAUUUCAUUGUUCCCGCAGGAAUUUUUACCUGAGAUUAUUGGGUUUAAUCUUCACUUCGAAGGGCUUAGUUUUGAGACAAUGACUUUGGCCCGUGAGCUGCAGGAGCUCAAGAUUGAUGCACAAUAUUUCCUACUUCACGUUUCUAUUGAUAAUGCACACUCCGGGCAUGCUAUGAUAGCAGCAUGUACUGUAGCCCAAUAUCUAGCACUUGUUAUGCGUGAUGAAGGGCUUGAGGCUGCAAAGAUUGCUUGGAGACGUGUUCAGGCAGGAUAUUUGUUAUCUAAACAUCUUGGGGAUGGCAUUGAGUCGGCGGUAACAGAAGAUGAGGGGGACAUUGACUACCAUGCAGAGGACAAUGACAUCCCCGGACCAUAUGAUGAGGAAGUUGUAAACCUUCUGAUUGCGAAAGCAGCAGUGGCACAGAAGAUUCAUACUGCGUGCCCUUCCAGGAUCAAUGGGAAGCCAUUGUCUGACUGGCUAAAUACCAGUAAUUUAGCAUCCGAUAGCAGCAAACUGGAUUUUAUUCGAGAAUUGAGCAACGCUGCCCCAUGGGUGGUCAGGGGCAAUCCAGAUAAGAGUAGGUUGAUCUGGGAAAUGCGUCGUGGAGGGAAAAUGUUUGGAGCUUUCACACUAAAGGAGGUGAAUCUGAUAGAACAUUGGAUAAGCUCUCUGGAUCCCCGGGCAACUGGCAAUGAUGCACAGUCUGAUUACUGGAGGUUUACUGGGCGAAGGAAAUCUCUUGAAUACCCAACUCUGACGCUAUCAUCGGACCCGUUCCUAAAUCUCGAUUAUUCUGCAUACCGUGCUCUUCCGCUUGACAAGGAUCUCGCCUAUGACCCUCUCUUAAUCAAUUUCGACAAGGACUGGCCCAAGUUUAUCUCUACGUGGUUUGCCCACAUCUCUCUCCUAGAAUCGUUUGCCACGGUUCCUUCUCGUGUAGCCACCGAAUUGGGUGCAGCCGUUACUCGCACCCUUAGGGCUCAGUAUGGCCUCAGCCCUGAGGUAGAUGGGAUACUAGGCAUGGAUGAGCUCCACCACACCGGUAGCGUCACCCCUGCUCCCGAUCUAGUCGAUAUUGGACUCGAGAUCAUGUCUUGCAAGGGUAUUACGCCUUUACCAGAAUCACUAUCGGAUAUUCUUAUACAAUUUCCGUGUGAAUUUUCAUCGAAAAUAUUAAGCGCGUCGAAAUAUCCUGUGAGGAAUGGCGAGAUCCUCUUAGCUGUGCUAGAGUGUCCAGGAUUGCUGUCCGAAAGGGAGACGACCUGUUUGAGGAUAUGUCGUGAUUUAUUGGCGGCGGAUAAAAGGAAAAUCGGGCUAUUUACCGCGGGAUAUUGGAUGGCGAGGACGGAGAUCUACAAGAAAUCAGGCCAUAGCCUGUAA